Messenger RNA from Sceloporus undulatus (fence lizard), 1035 nucleotides. RefSeq names its product proline-rich protein 2-like. The transcript is spliced from 3 exons. NCBI's taxonomy places the organism in Eukaryota, Metazoa, Chordata, Lepidosauria, Squamata, Phrynosomatidae. The record is from RefSeq and is a predicted model, not a curated record. Bases 1 to 1035 code for a protein of 344 amino acids.
AUGCGUGGGGACCCCCGGUAUCAGCUCUGGGACGGGCCCCCCAGUGGGCUGCCAUUGGUUCCUCCGGGAAUCCCCGAGCCGCACCGGGCUGGGGAACAUGCGGCCGUGAGGGAGGAUGUUGGGAAGUGCCCCAGGACAAGAAGCCCCCUGGCGCGUCUCCAACAUCAGUUCCAGCAACCGCUGGCCACUAAGGAGCAGAGGGCAGCCACUAUAGGCAUCCGCGUCUACGCCCCCCUGGCGACCCAACGCCUCCCACGGCCCGAUAGAAACGGCGCAACGCGCACCCGUCGCAGCUCCCGCAGAAGCAGCUCCAGGUCCUCAUGGUCCUUUAAGGGGCCUUCCAAGACGCCCUUGCCUGGCACCGCCCAACACCACGCCAGAAGCAGUCCAGUCCGGCUCAGUGGGAGCUCCCCGCAAGAGAGCCGGCGGCCACUCCUCCCCGGGGCGGUGCCGCAGAUGCGCACCGCUAAAAACCACCGGGCGGGAGGCCGCCCACCGCCCGGCCGGAGGAACAGCUCCCGGCGGGCUGCGUUGCCCUGCCAGCGGCCGCGGCCGGUCCGCGCGUGGGAGGCAAAGGGGGGGCCGUGGGCCCAGGGGGUUCCGGGUGCCCGCGGCUUUGAUCCCCGCCCGCGCGCUCCACCCUGGCGGGGGCCCCGCCUCCCAACUCCGCACCCCAAGAUGGUCCUACAAGGGGCCUUCGACCCCCACUUGCUGACGCCCAAACAAAAAAGGCCCAAGCCAGAACGCAGUCCAGGUCUCGGGGGGGAGUUCCCCCAACGCCCGAGGGGCGGGCCUCCCCGGGCGGGGCCGCAGAUGCCGCACCGCCUAAACCACCGACCGGGACGGAGGCGCCCCGCCCGCGAAGGAACAGUCCCCCCGGCGAGGCGUGCGCGGCGGCGGCGUCCGGCGUGGGAGGGCAAAGGGGCGCGUGCCAGGGGGGUCCGGCGGUUGCCGGGCGGCUUUUUCUGUCCGCCGCCGCUCUCCACCUUGGGCCGGCCUCCUCCCCACCAAGCUUCCCCCCCAGAUGGUCCUUAA